AUGCUGUUACCUCAAAAGGUAUUAUUUCUAUGUCAUUUGGCGUCGAUGCUUUUUGGAUUCGGAUCCGGAAAAUGUUUGACUCAUUUACCUGAAGUGAAUCCGAAAUGGUUUUACACGGUCGAUGGUAAAAGAUGCAGCAUCAUCAUCGAGUCAUCGGAAAGAAUCGCUCAUAAUAUAACGUCCAACAUAUUUAAAAUAUUUCUAGACGAAGUUAUCGGUUACGAUUCCGUGGAAAUCGUUCAAAGGAAAGAUUAUUUUAAUUCGACGUUGGCCCUCAGCCGAUUACAAGACAAGAGGGCCUACUAUCAUUCGUACUACAACGAUACCCUAAGAUGUCCGGUAGCCGCCAUAAAUUUGGAAAUAUGGAUAACGACGUACGAAAGUUUAAAAGAAGAAAUUUACCAGAAGAAAAAAUUACCGCCGCAAUUGGGAUCGGUGGCGCCACCCGGAAGGUUCGGAUGGUUCAUACCUAAAAAAUUUUCAAACAGCGCUUUGGACAGCAUUCACUGGAAAGUUUUUCAAAAUAAAGAAUUGGCGCAAAAAUACGGCGUCGACGAAACGAUUUUGGAAACGGAAAUUCGCGAAUUUGCCAUAGAUCCGGAAACGAAAAAUUAUUUCUGUCCGUCUCCGAUAUGCGAAGAUGGAGUUUUCGUUAUGGAAAAAUGUCAGAGCAGAAAAGGUCGUUCACCGUGUGCCAUGUUAUUCGCCGGACAUUACGACGUGACGAAAUUCGUCAUAGAGGACAUAAAAUCAUUGGAUUUGUUCGUGAGCGUUAUUUGGUUGGGACCGAAUUUGAAAAAUGUCACGAGUCGAUUGAUAGAAAAUAGAAAAGAUCAACCGGUGGUGAUACUUUCGUGGACUCCGAGCAUAAUCACAGCUUCCGGUGAAUUCGUUUCCGUCGUUUUUCCACCGUGUCAAAAUGAAAAACCAUUAACGCCCGGAUGCAAUUACGAAUUACAGAGACUGGUCAAAUCAACGUCGAGAACGUUGGCUCAAGGAGCCCGACAAGCGUGGGAAGCGGUGAACGACAUGUACUUUAGUGAUUCUCAAUAUCGUGGACUACUGAAAGAUUACCUCGCGAAUUUGAGUCUGUCUCAUCAAGACAUUGCUUGCAAUUGGAUGAAAACGCAUCAGAGCACGUGGAAACAUUGGACGCAAGUGAGAGACAACAACGAAUUGAAAAUCCUCGGGAUAUUCCCGUUCAGCGGAUCUUCUUACAACGGAGCUGGAGUCGCGGAUGCUGCGGAAAUGGCGGUCGACGCCAUUAAUCGAAACACGUCCAUUCUCAGAGAUAUAACUCUCGUUAUACAAAAACACGACGGACAGUGUAACACGGAUGUCGUCAUGAAUAAAUUUAUCGAGACUGUUUUAGAAAAGAACGAGUAUCAAAAGCUCAUCGGGAUUUUAGGUCCGGCUUGUUCGGAUACGGUCGAAUCCCUCAUCGGUGCCUGUAAAUAUUUUCGUACCGUCGCAAUCAGUUACAGCGCGGAAGGUACAAUUUUUUCAGACAGGUCGAAAUAUCCAUAUUUUUUUCGAACGAUCGGAGAAAAUCAGGAAUACAAUCUAGUCUAUUUGAAUUUAUUGAAACGAUUAGGAUGGAAGCGGAUAUCAUCGAUAACGGAAGACGGUCAAAAAUACACGGAAUACCUUCCACAUUUGGUCAACUUGUUGAGUAAUUAUAAUUUUACAUUCGUGGCCAACAGCAAAUUUCCAAGGAUCAGAGUCAAUCACACUAUGAAAUCCUAUUUGGAAGAUCUCAAAUCUAAAAGUGCCAGAAUAAUUAUCGCUGACGUGUACGACCCAGCCGCGAGAUCGGUCAUGUGCGCUGCUUAUCAGCUUAAAAUGACGGCUGUCGAAGGUUACGUUUGGUUUUUACCACAGUGGCUCAAUCAAAAUUGGUACAACACGGACGAAAUAAAUCCGACUCUUAACGUUAACGAAAGAGUCGAAUGUUCGACGGCGCAAAUGAUUGAGGCCAUCAACGGUUAUUUUUCCCUCGCUCAUUCUUACUACGCUCCGGAUGAUGCCAUAAUGCAAGAAAACAUAACGGUGGGAGAAUGGAGAGAAAAAUACGCAAACGAAACGGCUUUCCCGUCGGAUUAUGGCGGAUUCGCAUACGAUGCCGUUUGGGUCUACGCUUUGGCCAUUGAUAAACUUUAUCAAAUGGAUCCGUUUGCCGUUGCUCAACUUCAUUCGGAGAAAUACACGGAACAGUUUGUAGAAAUAAUUCAAAAUACGGAUUUCAACGGAGUUUCCGGUAGGAUAAAAUUCGUUUCGGGAGCUUCCCGAAUGACGGUCAUAGACAUCGUUCAAUGGGUUAACAACAAGACUCGAAUCGUCGGAUCCUUUCAUCCGAAUUCUUCGGGUUCCGUCACCGAUCACAGGUUCGAAUUGAACGUGUCCGCAAUUGUUUGGCUCACUUUGGACGGUAAACAACCGGGGGACGGAGCGGAAACGUGCAUAUUGCAAGCUUUGGCGGAUCUGAUGAACGUCGAUUGCAGCGUGGCCGUAGUCGUUGCCAACGUCAUGGGCAUAAGUUUAUUUGGAAUUUUAGUGAUAAUUGCUUUCAUCAUCAUCAAGCACAGGUACGACAAAAAAAUGCAAAAAAUUCAAAAAACUCAAGAGCUCAUGAAAUCCCUCGGAUUCGAUCUCCUCGCUCCGAAUUUGGAUUCGGAUAAAUGGGAAAUUCCGAGAGACAGAUUGGUCAUCAAUCGUAAAUUGGGUGAGGGAGCUUUCGGAACCGUGUACGGUGGAGAAGCUUAUUUCAGCGACAAAGGUUGGGUCGCGGCUGCCGUCAAAGCUCUCAAAGUCAAUUCAACGACGGAACAAAAAUUAGACUUUUUAAGCGAAGCCGAAGUCAUGAAAAAAUUCGAUCACAAAAACAUAGUGAAAUUGUUGGGAGUGUGCACGAAACAAGAGCCCGUGUACACCGUCAUGGAAUUCAUGUUGUACGGAGAUUUGAAAACUUUUCUUCUCGCACGUCGACACCUCGUCAAUAAUAAAAAAAUUCACGAAGAAUCAGAUGAGAUAUCGAGUAAAAAAUUGACUGCCAUGGCUUUGGACGUUGCCAGAGGAUUGAGUUAUUUGGCACAGUUGAAAUACGUUCACAGAGAUAUAGCGUGUAGGAAUUGUUUGAUCAACUACGCGAGGGUCGUCAAGAUAGGAGAUUUCGGUAUGACGAGAUCGAUGUUCGAAAACGAUUAUUACAAGUUUACGAGAAAGGGAAUGAUGCCUGUGAGGUGGAUGGCACCUGAGAGUUUGGCAUUGGGAAUAUUCACUCCCAGUUCGGAUGUUUGGUCGUUCGGAGUACUCCUGUACGAAAUAAUAACCUUCGGGAGUUUUCCAUUUCAAGGUCUCAGCAACAAUGAAGUCGUCAAGCACGUCAAUAAAGGAAACACGAUAACGAUUCCGAGUGGGAUAAAGCCACAGCUCGAGUGCCUGAUAAAAUCGUGCUGGAAUUUAGAGUAUAAGAAAAGGCCUCAGGCAUCGGAAAUAGUCGAAUUUCUCGCUAAUAAUCCCAGGUUAAUAUCUCCAUGCUUGGACGUUCCCAUAUCGUCGGUAGAAUUCGAAGACACGGGACAGUUGGAAUUGAAUUUACCAAAAAGUUUAAGAAAAUUUUCUCUGACAUUAAAUGCGAAAUACGAGGAAAGCGCGGGAGAGACGAGGAAUCAAUCUUUGUCCCAGGAUUCGGAACCCUCACCGCCGCCGGCGGUACCGCCGACUUCGGUCUUGUCGGAUUUCGACGAACCUUCCUCCGUGUUUUUCCCAAACGGAUACGCGGCUCAAACGGGUACGUGUCCGUGGAUGCCGCUAUUGAAUCCAUCGUCGACGUCGGGUGGUAAUCACGACGGUUCAUCGAGAUCGUCAUCUAUAACGGCGGGACUCGGAAAACUCGUGACGAUUCACAAGAGCGAAUCCUGCGACGAGUGUUUGUCGUCGCACGAACAUCAAACGUCGGUUCUUUGA
Molecule: messenger RNA, 3966 nt
Organism: Pediculus humanus corporis (human body louse)
Lineage: Eukaryota; Metazoa; Arthropoda; Insecta; Psocodea; Pediculidae
Product: tyrosine protein kinase, putative
Exons: 12
Coding region: 1-3966 (1321 amino acids)
Biological process (GO): protein phosphorylation; multicellular organism development; cell surface receptor protein tyrosine kinase signaling pathway
Cellular component (GO): signaling receptor complex
Molecular function (GO): ATP binding; transmembrane receptor protein tyrosine kinase activity
Source: RefSeq, a predicted model, not a curated record